CUCAGACCAACACGACGACGAGGAGGAGAGAAGCCUAAAAGGAGGAGGAGGAGAGACGACGCUGCAGAGAGAGGCGCCCGGAGGAUGGCGAACCGGCGCUGACACUUUGGGAAUCCGAAAGCACGCGCACACGGAGCUGAGAAGCACACUGUGCUGUCACACUUGGACUCUUCUGGCAAUCUUUUUUGCCUCUUUUUCGUCUGGGAAGUCACAUGGGGAAGGCGCCGAUGGGCAGCCUGGCUGUUUGUGCUGCGGUUCUGGCCGCUCUGUUGGGGAGCGGCUGGGCUGGAGGACACAGGAGAGGCGAGAUGGGCGCUGCUAACAUCCCGCAGACAUCUUUGGAAACGCCAGCCACGGAGAGGGUCGAAGCGGCCGGGAGCAUCGAUCAAUCCGACUCGGAGAGCGGCCCCUGUCGGAGGACGUACUGCGGUCGCGGACGGCAAUGCGUGCUGAUGGCGACGACGGGACGCGCAGAAUGCGUGUGCCAGGAGAAAUGCCGCGCGUCCUUCGUGCCGGUGUGCGGCUCGGACGGACGCUUCUACGAGAACCACUGCGAGGUUUACCGAACGGCCUGCGUGGAGAGGAGGCGCAUCUACGUGGUGCACAGCAAGGACUGCUUCUUCAAAGGUAACGCGUGUACCAUGUCGGAGUACAACCGUCUGAAAAGCUUGCUGCUGGACAUGAAGACCGUCCCGAGAAACCCCGAAACGGAACGGAACCAGCAAAGGGACAUGGAGGCCAGGCGGGCGCUGGUGGACACCAUGUUCAAGUACUUGGACGUCAACCAGGACGGACGACUGGUUGGCGAGGAACUGGAGAAGAUCUCCAUGAAAGAGCACCUGGACGACACCUUGCUGCACUGCACCAUGCAGGACCUGCUGCGCUACGACGACUACAACAACGACGGACACCUCAGCCUGCACGAGUUCUACACCGCCUUCCAGGUGGUCCAGCUAAGCCUGGCAGAGGACCAACGGGUCAGCGUCUCUGCCGUGACGGUGGGCCUGAGCGCCGUGCUCACCUGCGCUAUCCAGGGGACCCUGCGGCCGCCCAUCAUCUGGAAAAGGAACGGCGUGGUUCUCAACUUCCUGGACCUGGAGGACAUCAAUGACUUUGGGGAGGACGGCUCGCUGUACAUCACCAAGGUGACGACCAUUCACAUGGGGAACUACAGUUGCCAUGCCUACGGAUACGAAGACAUCCAACAGACUCAUGUGCUGCAGGUCAACGUCCCGCCGGUGAUCCUGGUGUACCCGGAGACGCAAGCCCAGGAGCCCGGCGUGUCGGCCAGCCUGCACUGCCGCGCCGACGGCAUCCCCGAUCCCAAGCUGGUGUGGCUGAAGAACGGCGUGGAGCUGCAGCCGCGCUCUGCCAAGCAGCUUGCUCUCAAAGCUAACGGCAGCGAGCUGUUCAUCGCCAGCGUCCGCUACGAGGACACGGGCGCCUACACCUGCAUCGCCAAAAACGAGGUGGGCGUGGACGAGGACAUCUCCUCGCUGUUUGUGGAAGAUUCGGCCAAGAAGACGCUUGCAAACAUUCUGUGGCGAGAGGAAGGUCUGAGCGUGGGCAACAUGUUCUACGUGUUUUCCGACGAGGGCAUCACGUUGCUGCAGCCCAGCCAGUGCGAGAUUCGCCGGCAGAUCAAGCGCACGGAGAGGAUCGUCGCUACAUACGAAGAGAUGUGCCCCAAAAGCGAGGGCCCGUCCCCCCAGCGCUGCGUGUGGUCGUCGGCGGUCAACGUGCGCGACAAGUACAUCUACGUGAGCCAGCCCCUCCAGAGCCGCCUGCUGGUGGUGGACAUCCAAGCGCAGCGGGUGGUGCAGGCCGUCGCGACAGAUCCAUUUCCCGUGAAGAUGCACUAUGACAAGUCACACGACCAAGUGUGGGUGCUAACGUGGGGCGACAUGGACCGGACACAACCAACGCUCCAGGUAAUUCCUCAAGCCAGCAUGGGUGAAGUCCAUCACGCCAUCCGAACCUCCUUCCAGCGGGUCAGCGACUUCUUCAUCCCGCCGACCAACCUCAUCAUCACUCACGUGAGGUUCGCCUUCGUCUUCCUCCAAGACGAGCCGGCGGUGCACAAGGUGGACCUGGAGACCUUCCGACGCGUCAAGACCAUCAGCCUGAAGGACUACAGCUGCGUGCCGGCCAGCAUGGCCUACACGCAUCUAAGCGGCGUCUACUUUGUCCAGUGCAGAGGCGGAAAAGCCCAGCUUUUGGUGGACGCCGUGACGGACGCGGUGGUGGGACAAAACCGUGACCUCACCGGCCGGGCUUUCGUGUCACCGGACGGCCGCUACAUCGUGACGCCCGGCAAUGGGGCCGGCGGAGGCGCUGUCCGGUUGACGGUGCAAACCGUCUCCUUCCAGGGGGAGAUGCGCCUCCAACAGGAACCAGAGGACCCCGUCGCCGCCUCAGACCUGGUCUACCAGCCCUCCUUCACCACGUCCAACAGAUACGUGGCGGUGGCCGCCUCGGACUCUACCGCGGACCUGCUCUUCGCCGACCUGUCCUCGGGACACACCGAGGUUCUCCGAGGCCUCAAGGAGCCGCUGGGCCCUCGGAGCUGGCCCUGGGGGGCGCCCUACCGGGUGGUGGUCUCCAGCGGCCCGUUUGGACAGUACCUGUUGACACCGUCAGCCGUGUCCCUCUUCAUUUUGAACGGCAAACAGAGAACGCCGCACUGUGAGGUGUCGGACAUUACGAGGGGCAACACGGUGGUCUGGGUCGGCGAGGUAUGAGUUAAAAAAAAAAAACUAUCAGUAGGACUUCAUUAAAAAGAAGAUGCUCGGUACUUAAUUACAGAGCGAGGAGGAUUAAAUGUGUUGGGAUUUAAUGUGUUUAAAUAAGUAAUUUGGGUGAUAGUCCCGCUGGGAGAAAGUGUCAAUGGUGUUGAGUGUGGCACAUUUGUACGAUUGCACUUCCCUUCCGUGUUAUCACAGCAAGUUAGGUACCCGACCGGGCGGAGUGGGGGGUUACCACACGACGAACUAUGCACAAUGCUCACUUUUUUAGAGUAAAAAAAGCUUUCCGAUUGUUUUUGUGUGCGUGUUGAUUGUCUUCACCAGUGCUAACCACAAACGUCCGUCCGUCUGUCAAUGUCUGCAUUUAGUGUCCCGUGAGUCUUUUUAGACGCUGUAUUAUCUUCCCACAUCACCUGUUUGUGUGUUUUCGGAAACAACGUAGCGACUCUUCCGUUCACAUUGGAAUUGCGGAAUUUUUAAAUUCCACUUAAGGCUGCGAGCAUUUGUUUCCCCUUUAGCUAGGAGAUCUAGCUAGCAAAGUAGCAAGUCCACGUAUUUUUUCGCAUCGAUUUACAAACAAACUGACUUAGCCCAAGUAAAACACUUGAUGGAGCAGUGAAAUCUGUCUUUUAAACAUCUGUGCGGGUUGGAAAAGUACAAAAUAAGCUGGCUCGGGUGGCAGCGCUUAGCGUUGCUAGUUUCGAAGCUGAACUCUUGAACCGCAAAUGAGCUUGGAUUGACUCCAAGUCUAGACAAGAAAGAGAAAUAUCUUUUUUACAAAUGCUCACAGCCUGCUGUUUAUUUUUUCCUUCACUUUAGUGACUUAUCAGUAUGCUAUCGU
Syngnathus acus (greater pipefish) is the source of this 3585-nucleotide messenger RNA. It is a transcript of the gene fstl4, whose product is annotated as follistatin-like 4. Bases 213 to 2741 code for a protein of 842 amino acids. Gene Ontology annotation, biological process: regulation of BMP signaling pathway; multicellular organism development; cell differentiation. The record is from RefSeq and is a predicted model, not a curated record. NCBI's taxonomy places the organism in Eukaryota, Metazoa, Chordata, Actinopteri, Syngnathiformes, Syngnathidae. Gene Ontology annotation, molecular function: calcium ion binding; protein binding. The transcript has 16 exons.